AUGGUGAACGUUCCUAAGAUCCGCCGGACAUUCUGCAAGAAAUGUGGGAAGCGCCAACCCCGCAAGGUGACACAGUACGAGAAGGGCGAGGAUUCUUUGUAUGCCCAGGGGAAGCGGCGUUACGACAGGAAACAGCGUGGCUAUGGUGGGCAGACUAAGCGUAUUUUCCACAAAACGGCUAAAACUACGAAGAAGAUUGUGCUGAGCCUGGAGUGCGUCGAGCCCAACUGCAGAUCUAAGAGGAUGCUGGCUAUUAAGAGAUGCGAGCAUUUUGAACUGCGAGGAGCUAAGAAGAGAAAGGGCUAA
Messenger RNA from Mus pahari (shrew mouse), 306 nucleotides. Its product is annotated as 60S ribosomal protein L36a-like. Bases 1 to 306 code for a protein of 101 amino acids. The transcript has a single exon. Gene Ontology annotation, cellular component: ribosome; cytosolic large ribosomal subunit. Gene Ontology annotation, molecular function: structural constituent of ribosome. Lineage: Eukaryota; Metazoa; Chordata; Mammalia; Rodentia; Muridae. Gene Ontology annotation, biological process: translation. The record is from RefSeq and is a predicted model, not a curated record.